CGCCACGUAAGUCCUUACGCUGUAUAUUGGAUACCAAACUGCGCGGGUUUGGUAUACCUGCCUAUGGCCCAAAAAACUACAGGCGAUGGCAGAAAUAUACGGGCGUAACUUCUAGGUUACGCCGUAUAUAGGAUACCAAACCCGCACAGAUUUUGGCGUCGCCGGCUUUUGCGGGCGACGAUUUAUAUCGGAUCGAGCCCCAGAUAUAUGGUAAUCCAUGAUAAACAGCCAUUGGUUCAUAUCCACAGACCCAACAAUUAGAAACAUUGAGAUUCUGUCCAUAGGUCCCAAGAGCACUAAUAUAAACAUUUGAGUCCCUUAUUAAUAAAAUGUCCAAAAGUAUAUACAUCACAAGUCCUGUUUGUCCAUAGUCCAUCCUUAGAUAAAUUAAUUGUCUGUGAGUCUCUCCUUGCGGCAACAGAGAUGUAGAUUCAUUGUCCUUCUUUUUCACAGGUUUUUCUCCAAAAUGUCCAUUAAGAGCUAAUGAUGAUGUACAAUGUUUAAGUUCUUUAAAAACCUGUAUGAAAAGUGUACACGUAUGUGCAUAUGCAUUUUUCAAUGCCAUUGCAUUCAAUAUCUGUAAAACAGAAACAAGUGCGAGUUAAAGGGACAGUUUACCCAAAUUAAAAAUAUUUUUUAAUCAAAACUGCUGGCAUAGUUAAAUAUACUAGUGCUGAGCAUACAAUAAACAUCAUUUUAUUUCUCUGUAAAUAUUUUUUUGAAGUCUCUGAUUUUAGAUCAUAUUACCUAUACCCCUUUGAAUAUUUUUGGCCGUGCGGCCACUCUGGUCUCCCUGCCUUCAGUGCAUAGAGCAUGCUCCACCCCCUGGCUCCGUGUUAAACAGUGAGCAUUUUUUUUUAUUUUUAGUGCUGGUGCUUUUCUACCUAGAUCAUAAUGCAGCUGGAAUAAAAUGUUGUGUGAGCUUCAAUCAGCUGGAAAGCAUAAUGUUACUAUUUUACCCACUGCUAGUCUCGGGAAUCACGGGCUGUAAAAAAUUGAAGGUAUAUUUACAAACUGCAGUAAUCCUAAUCAUGACCAGAGUGCUGAUACUUCUUUUAAUCUUCUUCAAAAUAAGAGAAGCCACAUGGGAAACUUAUGUUCUGAAUCUGGAAAAUCUUUUACCUUGAAAUCAGCUCUUGGUAAUCGUGUGAAAAUUCAUACAGAAAAGAAAGUAUUUUCAUGUUCUGACUGUGGGAAAUUUUUUACUCGGAAAUCAAAUCUUAUUAAUCAUCAGAAAAUUCAUAUAGGAGAGAAAGCUUUUUCAUGUUCUGACUGCGGCAAAUGUUUUAUUCGGAAAUCAAAUCUUAUUAAUCAUCAGAAAAUUCAUAUAGGAGAGAAAGCUUUUUCAUGUUCUGACUGCGGCAAAUGUUUUAUUCGGAAAUCAAAUCUUAUAGAUCAUCAGAAAAUUCAUAUAGGAGAGAAAGCAUUUUCAUGUUCUGACUGUGGCAAAUGUUUUAAUGUGAAAUCAAAUCUCAUAAAGCAUCAGAAAAUUCAUACAGGAGAGAAAGCAUUUUCAUGUUCUGACUGUGGGAAAUGUUUUACUCGGAAAUCCCAUCUUAUUAAGCAUCAGAAAAUUCAUACAGGAGAGAAAGCAUUUUCAUGUUCUGACUGUGGGAAAUGUUUUAUUCAAAAAUCCCAUCUUAUUAGGCAUCAGAAAAUUCAUGGGGAGAAAGCAUUUUCAUGUUCUGACUGUGGGAAAUGUUUUACUCAGAAAUCAGAACUUAUUAGGCAUCAGAAACUUCAUACAGGAGAGAAAGCAUUUUCAUGUUCUGACUGUGGGAAGUGUUUUACUCGGAAAACAUAUCUUAUUAGACAUCAGAAAAUUCAUACAGAAGAGAAAGGGUUUUCAUGUUCUGAAUGUGGGAAGUGUUUUACUGAGAAAUCCCAUCUUAUUAGGCAUCAGAAAAUUCAUACAGGGGAGAAAGCAUUUUCAUGUUCUGACUGCGGGAAAUGUUUUACUCUGAAAUCACAUCUUAAUAGACAUAAAAAACUUCAUACAGGAGAGAAAGAAUUUUCAUGUUCUGACUGUGGGAAAUGUUUUACUCGGAAAUUAUAUCUUAUUACUCAUCUGAAAAUUCAUAUUAAAGGAAAUAUGUGAAAUCAGCACUUAAGAGUAUGACACAGUUGUCAUCUGCACAAUGACUAUAGUACUUAUAACUACAUGUCGUCCUCUGUGGUACCCACUUUUGGGACAGUUUGAGGCCCUUCUGUACCUCAAGCGCUUAUAAGAUGGCUCUGGGGAUUAGGUUUCCAUUGCCAAGUGAUCAUAUGGCACACAAAAAAAUGUGUUUUAUUUCAGUAAAGGUUCAUAUAAGGGGGGCCAUAUGUGUAGAUCAAAGUUAGAUAAAAAAAAAAUAUCAAAAGGCCCUUAUUUAUAUGUUGAUAAAAUCCAACUUUGAAAUGUAGGUACCGUUUGAGGACAUUAUAGUAAGCUGAUCACUGAGGUGACAAUAUUUCCCUAGCUGGAAUUUAAAUUGACCAGGUGUAUACGUUAACAUCGGAUAAAUAAAAUGCAUUGUUCUGAAAUAUAACAAAAAUUUAAAAAAUAUAUAUUUUGAUUUUCAAAUACUAAUUUUUAUUGGCAAACUCUAAAUUAUUCUCCAUUUCUUCUUAUUUUACAAUGGUUACCUAAUACAGUCACAUUGUAUUGUUUACAACUGUGUUUAUUAAAAUUGUAAUAAAAAUAUAAUUUUUUCA
This is a messenger RNA of Bombina bombina (fire-bellied toad), 2697 nucleotides long. Its product is annotated as gastrula zinc finger protein XlCGF17.1-like. The record is from RefSeq and is a predicted model, not a curated record. The transcript has 2 exons. The coding region runs from base 1085 to 2098 and encodes 337 amino acids. NCBI's taxonomy places the organism in Eukaryota, Metazoa, Chordata, Amphibia, Anura, Bombinatoridae.